AUGCGACCUGACGAACAUAAAUCAAAGGAAUCAAAAAGAUACCAAGCUAAGAAAUUAAAGCAAGGAGAUGCCACUGCAGCAGAGAUUGCCGGUGCCCGUAAGAUAGCUGCAGCUAAAUCACGCGAUAAAGGAACCGGAAUUGCAGCAAUCCGUAGACGAAAUGGAGAAGCAUUACCACAAUCUCAGAUCGAUGAGCAACGAGAAAGGUCUAUUUUGUUUGCACGUCGAAAACUUGGAACGAAUGCGGAUCGUUACAAAGAAGUAUCAGCCGAAGAUGAGAUUACACAGGACGCAGAGCUUGGUAUUGAUCGUGAGACGACCGAACUUGUUGGGCUGCUUGAAGAGACAGACGAUACGGCAGCAGGCGCAUCUUAUUUCAAAUUCAAAGAAGAGCAAGUGUGGGAUACACAAACAACAGAAGAGCAAGAAGAAGUAUAUCGUACAAUGAUGCAAGUUGAUUUUGAUUCGUUUGAAGGGAUACUUCAACAAACAGACACAAGAACUUUACUGGGAUUAUCUGAAAAGGACAUUGGUCUGGUUGAUUGUGUGUUUGAACAAGAACCCAUUACUGUCACAAAACCAAUUGUUCCUGCGGUUACAAAAAAUUCAAAGGGGCUAGUUCUUUUCAAGUCCUUGAUUAUUACGGAGCCAAAGAAGGAAGUAGAUGGGAUUUAUUUGCGAAAUGACGGAUCUAAUCAUCGAUCGGCUACAAACAAUCCAAAAGCAGCUUUGGUGGAUAGCACAAAAGACACAGAGGAUCUCGAUGAAUUACUGGCGUUGGAUACACCCAAAGUGACAGAAAAUCAUUACCCUCCAAGAGGCUUUUCCCACACAACAAAGGAACCCCAAGCAACAAGACCAAGUGUCCCAAAGCCCACUUCUAAAAAAGGGUUCGUCUUACCUAAACCCGGAGCCACGCGGAUGUCGAAAAUGGCUGCCCAGACCACAGAACCAACAGAAGAUGAGGCCUGGUUAGAUGAUAUUCUUGGAUAA
Molecule: messenger RNA, 993 nt
Organism: Phycomyces blakesleeanus NRRL 1555(-)
Lineage: Eukaryota; Fungi; Mucoromycota; Mucoromycetes; Mucorales; Phycomycetaceae
Exons: 8
Coding region: 1-993 (330 amino acids)
Biological process (GO): negative regulation of G2/M transition of mitotic cell cycle
Source: RefSeq, a predicted model, not a curated record